This is a messenger RNA of Selaginella moellendorffii, 1754 nucleotides long. RefSeq lists its product as uncharacterized. Lineage: Eukaryota; Viridiplantae; Streptophyta; Lycopodiopsida; Selaginellales; Selaginellaceae. Gene Ontology annotation, molecular function: triacylglycerol lipase activity. The transcript is spliced from 6 exons. The record is from RefSeq and is a predicted model, not a curated record. Gene Ontology annotation, biological process: lipid metabolic process. Bases 52 to 1656 code for a protein of 534 amino acids.
AACUGGUAUGCAUUUGAUUUUUCUUGACAAACGUUCUCUUCGGAUCUUUGCAUGGAUUCCGUGACGCUGGCGGCAUGGAGCUCGUGUGGUUUGCAAGAGUAUCGAAGGAUGGAUACCUUUGUAAUCGGCCAUCCAAGUCAAGGCAAGCCGUGGGACUAUGUUCGCCGUAGUUCCUUUGUGGAAACACCACAUGUAAGCUCCACACCGGCACUUAAGCCCAGGAUCGAUGUCAGCUGGCAGGCCAAACUUUCGAUGUUCAUCACCACGCUCCUGCAUUACCUGGCACGGAUCUCUAAGGUUACUGGUAAAUUCGUGGAAUACAUUCUCAACGUUUUCUACAUAAACGGCGGAUUCAUCAAAGUCUGCAACAAGAUUUUGGCUGGUGAAUUCUUAGUAAUGCCCGUGGAAGGCUCGGAAAAUUACUGGAGCAUUGUGGGGAUGCUAGACCCGAGAUUGGAGCUGAUGACCGAAAGUUCCGACGAUCAGAAGCUUCAGAAAUCUGAAGGCAGCAGUUUCUUUGAAGUGGUUCCCGGAUCAAAAGUCGUGGCAGACGUGUGCAUCAUGGCUUCGAAGCUUGCGUACGAAAACCCGGCGGUUGUAAACAAAGUUGUUACUCAGAUCUGGAAGAUGUCCCUUGUGAAUGUGUUCGAGUGCAUCAACAAGAACCAAGAGAAUAAUCCAACACAGGUUUUCCUGUUCAUGGAUGCACCUCAGGACGCCGGCGCAAUCGUUGUCACGUUCAGAGGAACCAUGCCGUUCAACGCAUAUGACUGGAGCACCGACUUUGAUUUCUCCUGGUACCACCUUCCGGGGGUCGGAAGAAUUCAUGUGGGCUUUAUGGAAGCUCUCAGCCUGGUGGAUCGCCACGACAUGGAAUCCUUUACAAGGCUCAAGAAGCACAGCUAUCAAAACGUUCAAGGCAAAGAGCGCGUCACUUCCGGCUUGCCAGAGGCUAAAAACGAGGACAGGAAGCUCUCGUUGGCCUACGAUUCGACCAAGGACAAGUUGAAGGAGCUUGUGAAAGCCAACAAGAGCGCCAAAGUCUACAUUACGGGACACAGCCUUGGUGGAGCUCUGGCCACUGUUUUCACGGCGAUGCUGUUCUAUAACAAGGAAGACUCGGUGACGGAGAGGAUAGCAGGGGUGUAUACUUUCGGCCAGCCUCGAGUUGGAGACAUGGAUUUUGCAGACUACAUGGACGAGAAGCUCAAUGACCCGGUGAACCGCUACUUUCGGAUCGUUUACUCCAACGACAUCGUUCCCAGGAUCCCGUUUGAUGAUAUAUUCUUCCAGUUCAAGCACUUUGGUCUGUGCUUUUACUUCGACCAUAACUACGCUGCAAAGACGCUGCUCGAAGAACCAAAUAAGAACUUCUCAAUCAAGUACUUCAUCGCGACACGGAUCACGGCAGCCUGGGACUUGAUUCUAAGUUUCAGGAGGAGCUACUUGCAUGGGUCGCAGUUCAAGGAGACGAUGGCAUCCCGUGUGCUUCGCGUUGCAGGGCUGUUCUUUCCUGGGAUUGUGGAUCACAAUCCUGUAAAUUAUGUCAACUCUAUCCGGCUUGGACCAAGAGUUUUGCACACCGAAGUUCACAUGCAAAAGCUUCUGGAGCUGCUAAGAAUGCAUGGCUACACGAAGAUGGAUAUCUCUCAAUAAACAUUGUCUACAACGUUAACAUAAGAUCAGUGAUAUUUUCAUGUCUAUUAAAUGUGUAUAGUUCUUGGCGAUAAUCCUACUGCUAGACCCACGUGGCU